Molecule: messenger RNA, 1996 nt
Organism: Eurytemora carolleeae
Lineage: Eukaryota; Metazoa; Arthropoda; Copepoda; Calanoida; Temoridae
Exons: 1
Coding region: 630-1889 (419 amino acids)
Source: RefSeq, a predicted model, not a curated record
UUUGAAAUGAAUGUUUAAAUACUAUAUUUUCUUACUUUCUAUUUGUGAUCUACAGUUUCUACAGUUUCCCGCUUCCAUGUUUAUCUUUCUAAACUUGAGAAAUAUUAUUGUUUCUGCUUGUGUCUUCUCUCCGUGUUUAGAUUUCAAUUUUUGAUUUCCUGUCGUUAUGUCUUUGAUGUCAUCUUUUCCUGUUCUAUACUUCUUAUAUCCUGCUUUAAUACCUCCCCCCCAUACUUCUGCUACAACCCUUUUAUAUAAACCUCCCUCCCCCCUACCCCCAGUAUCCGGUUGAAAAUAAAGUUUAUCACCUUUCUCAGCAAUAUUUAACGAUCCAAGAUUCUUUGAUAUAUUCCGAACCUCCCCCCCCUCCCACAUACACACACAUGCCCCCCGCACAACCCUAAACCAUUGGUUAAGACCGGACGGCCGAUCUCCGGGUUUCCGGUCGACCAGGAUCCAGGAAGAAGGGUCGAGGACGGAUUCUCCGGUCAGUAGCGGUCAACACGGUGAAUCCUGGUAUCUGGAGAUAUCCUGGAUAUAUAAACCAGGACGGAAACCAUUCAGAGAUCAGUUUACACCAAUCCUUCAUCACAUACUUUUAUCAGUAAACAUACUUUUAGUGUUUAAUCAUGGUUUAUAAAGUUUUGCUCCUGGUUUGUAUCCUUGAUAGAGUCUCCAGUAGGUCUGUAAACCCUCUUCAGGAUCCUCUACUCCAGGCUAGAGUUGGAGUAGCGCAGUGUCGCGCUUCCUGUCUCCAGGAGGAUCCAACCUGUUCUAGUACUAGUUGUCUAGUGUGCUGGCAGACCUGUUAUAAAGAUGAGAGUGAGCUAGGACGGAUUUGUGAGGAUGAAUCCUGUGGAGAAGGAUGUAGGACUGCUUGUAACUUCUACUCCGGUCUAAACAGUAUUUCAGCAGGACGGAGAACAGGAAGAUCCAGAUCUCUUGAGUUCUCCAGUUCUCCAACCCUCUCCAGCUGCGGGGAACUGAGUUGGGGAGCUCCUUCAUUUUCAGCAAACAGUUUCAUAGUUAGUUCUGAGAGAUCGAUAAAUUCUCCAGUGUUCCUGGUUUUAGGCCGGGAUAGAUCAGGAAGAUGGUAUGAGAUAAACCAAACCGAAACACUAAAUACUAGAAUCCAGGUUCAAACCUUGGCUAAACUCCAGGAGAUUGUGAUUGCAGGAGUAGAACGUAGUGGAGUUAUGCUCAACACUAAGAUCACAGUAGAGAAACAAGUUCUUGAACCUUGCAGUACUAAUUCUAACCCCGGAGAAGUGAAAGAUGAAUCAGCCUUGUCUCCAAAUUUCGAACUAAAGCUGGACGGAAUUAUAUCCCAGGGUGUUCUUGUCAAGGUUGGAUUAACCUGGAACCAGGAUAUCAAGGUGUCCUCGAAGUUGUCAGGUUCCAGGUUCCUGGUUGAAUGGAAACAGGUUCCAGAGGGGUUCAUCCGAGGUUCUCUUUACACCAACUCCAGCUCUGUAUCCUUAGCUCUCCUUCCUUCAACCCUCAUCUCAGUUCAGGUUCAAGAUCUUGCUGCAAACCUGAGAUCUGCUCCUAUCAAUGUUAGCACCUACUCGGAGAAAUCGAACCUCGACCUCAACCUUUCUCUCGUAUUUUCAAUCAUCUCCAUCCUUUUCUCCUUCCUUGCCCUUCUCCUCAUCCUUCUCCGAGUCUACUCCAAAACACCAACUAUCCAAACCAAACCUAGCAAUAAUAACUCCGUCCAUCCUUCUUCAAUAGUACUCCUGCCCCCUAGUUCCCCCCUGCCCCCCUACUCCUCCUCUUCUCUACAAAACGUGUUUAGUUUCCAGUCUCCUAAACUAAAAGAAGUUAAUAUUGUCAACGAUAAGCUGUCAACUAUUAACGAUUUUAUCAAUCAAAAUGAGAAAUUCUAGAUUCCUAGGUUUUAUUUCAAACCUUGAGCGCUGUGAUCCUGAGAAAGCUGUAUUAACUCUCCUAAACAUGUUUAGAAUUAUAUAUAUAUAUAUAUAUUACUGUUUAA